Molecule: messenger RNA, 419 nt
Organism: Suillus clintonianus
Lineage: Eukaryota; Fungi; Basidiomycota; Agaricomycetes; Boletales; Suillaceae
Exons: 4
Source: RefSeq, a predicted model, not a curated record
GACAACACCAACAAGUUUCAGCCAUGAAAUUCGCUUCAUUCACCACUAUGAUCGUAUCUGCCGCAGUGAUGGCUAGCGAAGCUAUCGCAUCCGAGGACCUGACGGUAACACCCAAGAACCUCCCUUGUAGCAAUCCAAGUCGGUCGGGGUGCUCAACGGGCCUCAAGGGCUACAACGGCGGCAGGGAUUUCGGAUAUUUUUGUGGAGCUAAUGGCAAAAUUAUAGGCUUUACGCCAUGCUCAUGCACACAUUGUUGUAAGGUGACUGGGGAUGGAGAUGACUUCACGUGUAAGUCUUGAGAUUUACUCAACUACACAGUGCUGAUGCGCCAGUGUAUAGAACAAUUGGCAUGAUACGCGCAAGAGGGCGUGAAGGAGUACUGUAGCGUCGUGAAGCGUUUUGGAGCCAAUUGAAUCAUC